This is a messenger RNA of Triticum aestivum (bread wheat), 2529 nucleotides long. Its product is annotated as proline-rich receptor-like protein kinase PERK10. NCBI's taxonomy places the organism in Eukaryota, Viridiplantae, Streptophyta, Magnoliopsida, Poales, Poaceae. The coding region runs from base 437 to 1435 and encodes 332 amino acids. The record is from RefSeq and is a predicted model, not a curated record. The transcript has 2 exons.
UAAUAUGCAGACUAAAUAAAAACGGAGGGAGUAACUAAAUAGGUCAAAAGACCUACGCAUUUACUAAUUUCUAGAGUUUUCUGUAUUUAAGUAGCACCUUUCAACAGUAGCAUUAUAUAUUAGAUGAGGUAUACUACUUUUUUUCAUCUCAAAGACAAAAAAGUAUCAUUAUACUGCGAUUACUGCCAAGCUCGUGGAUCGAUCAGAAAACCAGCCCGGUGCCCACCAACACAGCCAACGCCCUUGCCAUCACUAAUUUUCUACUUUAUCCUCCCAACACAGCCAACGCCCCCAGCCUACCACGCCGCUCCUCGGUGCUUCUAGAUGGAGGAGCACCACAGGUUGCUCCACCUUUGUCGCCUCUCAAGUCCCAACCCACCUCCGUCGCCUCACCUAAUCCCCACCAAAGCUCCACCCUCGGCGAGCCAAAUCAAGGAUGACCAGGGCAAGUUCCUGCCUCCACCGCAUCAGAGGCUUCACCGCGGGUCCGUGGCCACCUUGGCCAAGCCCGGUGCUGCACGCCGCUGUUGCCUUUCUGCUGACGGGCCGCUGUUGCCUCUCCCUGUUUCCCCUGCAAAGCUUCACCUAUGUGUCCUCACCCUCUGCCUCAUCUCAGUCUCCCGGGGCACGCUCUCCCUGUCCUUCUUCCCUCGUUCUUCCACCUGAGAAGGCGCCUCACCAGCGCCCGGCCUCGCCGUCGCGCCUCCCCACGCCUGCGCACGCUCCGCCCCGCUGGUGCGCCGCUCGCCGGAGCCGAGCACCGCCGCCGCCCUACCCCGCUUCCCCCUGCUCCCCUUUCCUCUUGUCUCUCUCUAACCUCUUUCUCUCUCCCAUGGACGCCUGGAGCUCCCUCGCCGGCCGAUGCUCCGCCUUGCCCCGCGGCCUACAGAUGCGGCCGGCCACCCCGCCGGAGCCGAGCGCCGCCGCCGCCCCAGGUGAGCAGCGCCGCUGCCCUACCCCGUUUCCCCUCGCUCCCCCUUCCUCUUGUCUCUCUCUAACCUCUCUUUCCCCGCCCCAGGUGAGCAGCGUCGCCGCCCUGCCCCGUUUCCACCCCACGGCCUACAGAUCCGGCCGGCCUCCAUUGCCCUUGUCGUUCCCGUGCCCGGAUCUGGCCGGAGUUCACCGCCACCGUGCCCGCCCGUGUCGGCAACGUGGCGGCCUCCUCAGCCUCGAGGGCGAGCUCCCAGUUGACCGCGUCCGCCGCCGCGACGCCUCGGUCCACCGCGGCCUUCAAUGCCCGCCGCGACGCCUCUGUACGCCGCGCUCUACAACGCCAGUCGCGACACCUCGCCCCAUUCCUGGGCUCUGGCGGCGCUCACGUCCGCCGCGACGCAUCCCCUGCCUUGCUUGUGCGGUGUCGACGCCGGCGACAAGCGGUUCAGUAGAGGCAGGGUGUUUUUUGCAAAAAAACAAACGUUAUCUACAAUUUAAGUAGGACUGCGCGUUAAUUUCGGGAAAAUAGGGGGACUUUUUUGCAAAAAUGACAGCGACGGACGACCAGAAGCAUUAGCUGCUUUAUUAGUAGGGAAAGAUUAUAUUAGUCAGGUAUAAUGAUCUUUCCGUCUUGCAAAAAUAAAUAUGGCAGAAUAUCAACCAUACCGUAUAUGCAAAAACUGCAAACUGUGCAACUACCAACUAAAAAUAUGUGCAGCCUUUUAGUAUAUCUGUAAAAACUAGUAGUACUAUCUCCAACAAAGCCCCUGGAAGAAGACAAACAACCAAAGCAAGCGAGGGAAACAAACAGCCAACGAAAGCAUGCAUAACUUUAGUUUGGUCUUCUAGCCUGAAUGAAUCAGAGUUAAAACGGUCACGAUCUUCUUCUGUUUUGCAACGGGCAAAUUAAAGCAGGCAGCGUUGCAACAAACAAGGGGUGCGCCGUCGUCAACGGCGGCCGACGCGGCGCGCGGGCGGCACUACGCUCUACACGGCCGCGGCUGGAACCGUUCGCUCGGCAAGGCGUACAUGCAGCCGCUCCACCUUCGCGUGCUACACCGACGAGUACCUCCCGGUUGUCUUCUGGCCGCCACGGGACGGCGCCGCCGACCCGCCCCCGGCCGAGCCUAGGCACCUCGGUCGACGUCUCUCCGCGCGUCCCCGCCGUUGAUGAAGCCGGCGAGCAGCUGGCAUGGGUGCAUCGAGGCGAGGCUAUAGCGAGCUAGCUAGCCACUCCCGCAGAGGUGCCCCGCGGGUUAAUUCCGAUAAACGACAGGGGGCUAAAUGCAAAAAGUGCAGCGUUGACCGGCCCGGCCCAGCUGGCUCCACUUGGCUGCUGUUGAUUGGGCCAGGACCAAAUAUGCACCUUGAGAACAAGUUGGAGGACUAAAUUGUUAAGAAUAGAAUAGUUGCUUAUUAAUUAAGCUAAUUAGGAUUAAGUUAAAUGUUAGAUAGGUUAUUUGGUUCUCAAGCAACCAUGUACUUUCUUGGCUCUCAAGGCAACUAUGUAAUUUCUUGGCUCUCAAGUAACUAUGUGUUUACUUGACCACCAAGCACCAUGUGUACUUCCGCCUGGGUAUAAAUACCCCACUUCUA